GAUAAACAAAAAUACAGAUAUUCGCUCAACAGCCGCUGAGGGUCAAGACAACCGACUCGUUGCGGAAUCUCUCCUCGCACGUGACCGCUGGGCGUCUACACUCAUAUAAGUCCUCUACCUCCUCCCCAGCCCGGGGCCGACGGUCCAAGUGGAGGCGCCGAACAGCCGGAGCGGCCGCGACCCGCGAUGGCGCUGCUGGGCGCUCUCGUCUGCUGCCUGCUGGCCACCUGGCACAGCCGUCAGGGCCUCGCGCUGCCCCUGGCUCGCACUGGCGGCCAGAGUCCCACUCCCGUGGUGGGACAGUUUUGGCAUGUGACUGACUUGCACUUAGACCCUACUUACCACAUCACAGAUGACCACACAAAAGUGUGUGCUUCAUCCAAAGGGGCAAACGCCUCCAAUCCUGGCCCUUUUGGAGAUGUUCUGUGUGAUUCUCCUUAUCACCUCAUUUUGUCAGCAUUUGAUUUUAUUAAAAAGUCAGGACAAGAAGCAUCAUUCAUGAUAUGGACAGGGGAUAGUCCACCUCAUGUUCCAGUGCAUGAACUCUCAACAGACAGAGUCAUAAAUGUGAUUGCUAAUAUGACAACCACUGUCCAGAGGCUCUUUCCAGAUCUCCAGGUUUUCCCUGCACUGGGUAAUCAUGACUACUGGCCACAGGAUCAACUGCCUAUAGUCACCAGCGAGGUGUACAAUGCAGUAGCAAACCUCUGGAAACCAUGGCUGGAUGAGGAAGCUAUAAGUACUUUAAGGAAAGGUGGCUUUUAUUCACAGAAAGUUUCGACUAAUCUGAACCUUAGGAUCAUCAGUCUCAACACAAAUUUAUACUACAGCCCAAAUGUCGUGACCCUAAAUAAGACUGACCCAGCGAAUCAGUUUGAAUGGCUAGAAAAUACACUGAACAUCUCUCAGCAAAAGAAGGAGAAGGUGUACAUCAUAGCUCAUGUUCCAGUGGGGUAUCUGCCUUAUUCAAGGAGCACCACGGCAAUGAGAGAGUACUAUAAUGAAAAACUGAUAGAUAUUUUUAGAAAAUAUAGUGACAUCAUUGCAGGACAAUUUUAUGGACACACUCACAGAGAUAGCAUCAUGGUGCUUUCAGACAAAAAAGGAAAUCCAAUAAAUUCUUUGUUUGUGGCACCUGCUGUUACCCCAGUGAAGAAUGUUUUAGAAAAACUGACCAACAAUCCUGGCAUCAGACUAUUUCAGUAUGAUCCUCGUGAUUAUAAAUUAGUGAAUAUGCUGCAGUACUACUUGAACCUGACUGAUGCUAAUCUAAAGGGAGAAUCCAAUUGGAAGCUGGAGUAUAACCUGACCCAGACCUAUGACAUUGAAGGUUUGCAGCCAAAAAAUUUGUAUGGAUUAGCUAAACAAUUUGCAAUCCUAGACAGUAAACAGUUUAUAAAAUACUACAAUUACUUCUUUGUGAGUUAUGAUACCAGUGUAACUUGUGAUGAGACAUGUAAGGCCUUUCAGAUUUGUGCAAUUCUGUAUCUUGAUGUUAUUUCUUAUACAGACUGCCUCAAACAUUAUAUAAAACACAAUCCAUAGUAGUUCACAGUUUGUACUCAGAAAAUUUGACAUUGCUCUAUUUCUGAGAUCAGUUUGUGGGAAUUGUUAUGCAAAUCUCUGUGAGUUACUGAAUGUGAGAAGAAUUACUGUCUUUGGUUUUUUAUAAUGCCCAAAUAUAGAAAUUUUUAACAUUCUAAAUUUUUCAUUAUAUUGAAUAUACUUAAAUUUCCCAUUACGCGAAUGAUUUUUGGAUGUAAAUAUCUAAUCUUCCAGUUUAUCUAAUUAUAUCUAAUUUAUACUCUUGUUGAAAUUGUCAUUUAUACAAUAAAACAAAUUACUUUUCCAGAA
Messenger RNA from Phacochoerus africanus (Common warthog), 1854 nucleotides. RefSeq names its product sphingomyelin phosphodiesterase acid like 3A (gene SMPDL3A). The record is from RefSeq and is a predicted model, not a curated record. Lineage: Eukaryota; Metazoa; Chordata; Mammalia; Artiodactyla; Suidae. Gene Ontology annotation, molecular function: sphingomyelin phosphodiesterase activity. Gene Ontology annotation, biological process: sphingomyelin catabolic process. The coding region runs from base 187 to 1545 and encodes 452 amino acids. The transcript has 8 exons.